This is a messenger RNA of Prunus armeniaca (apricot), 681 nucleotides long. The record is from the annotation of a GenBank genome assembly. NCBI's taxonomy places the organism in Eukaryota, Viridiplantae, Streptophyta, Magnoliopsida, Rosales, Rosaceae.
AUGCACAACUCCCCCGACCGGUUGCCGAUCCAGUACCCCACCCCGGAGCCCCGACGCAUGAAGCGUCAGCACACCCCCCGGUACUACGCCCACCGGGUCCGUGAAAGCCUCACCACCCGGGUCUCCAAGCUUUUCUGCACCAUCUUCUUGGGCCUCCUCCUCAUUCUUGGCAUGGUAGCGUUCAUUCUAUGGCUUAGUCUACGUCCACACCGCCCAAGAUUUCAUAUCCAUGCAUUUACGGUUCCGGGUUUGAACCAAGAAACCGGGUUUGAAAAUGCUGUGAUCACAUUCAAUGCCACGGCCCGUAACGCCAACCAUGAUAUUGGUAUAUACUAUGACUCAAUGGACGGGUCGGCUUAUUAUAAGGACCAGCGGAUUGGGUCAAUCUCCGGGUUACUGCCCCCGUUUUAUCAAGGGCCUAAGAACACGACGAUCGUGGCUGGGUCGUUUACUGGGGCUACCUUAACGGUGAAUAGCCAGCGUUGGAUGGAGUUCAUCAAUGAUCGUUCGAGAGGAACGGUCGUGUUUCGACUUGAAUUUUCGGCUACGAUUAGGUUUAGGAUUCAGUCGUGGGAUAGUAAGCGCCAUCGGAUGCACGCCAACUGUGAUGUCGAUGUGGGCCAGGACGGCUUGAUCUUGCCCGUUUCUAAAGAUAGGAGAUGCCCUGUCUAUUUCACCUGA